This is a messenger RNA of Pelobates fuscus (common spadefoot toad), 5154 nucleotides long. It is a transcript of the gene ASPH, whose product is annotated as aspartate beta-hydroxylase. Bases 224 to 3145 code for a protein of 973 amino acids. Gene Ontology annotation, cellular component: membrane; endoplasmic reticulum. NCBI's taxonomy places the organism in Eukaryota, Metazoa, Chordata, Amphibia, Anura, Pelobatidae. The transcript has 30 exons. Gene Ontology annotation, biological process: peptidyl-aspartic acid hydroxylation. The record is from RefSeq and is a predicted model, not a curated record. Gene Ontology annotation, molecular function: protein binding; peptidyl-aspartic acid 3-dioxygenase activity.
CAUCACCGCCCCCCGGCUCUCGCUAUUGGCUGGAACGCACUGUAGGUCAGGAGUGAGGUGUGGGCUACGGGCGGUCACGUAACGCAGUGUGGUUCGGCUCAAGCACUCACUGGGUACAGGGGGCUGCUGUCACUGUAGAGCUGUCAGGGCACAUUAUCCAGGCUGCGAUCUGACCGGCCUGCUGCACUGCUUGUCCACACUAGACACACAAUAACCUACCAUCAUGGCUCCCAAAAAGUCCAACACACAGAGCACAACCAAUACUCCCAAGAAGUCCAGCAGACCGCCGCAAAAAAGAGACACAAAACAUGGCGGCAAAAAUGGCAAGAAAGAAGGAGUGUCCGGCAGCUCUUUCUUCACGUGGUUCAUGGUAAUUGCACUCUUGGGAGUAUGGACAUCGGUAGCUGUGGUUUGGUUUGACCUUGUCGAUUAUGAAGAAGUUCUUGCCAAAGCAAAGGAUUUUCGUUAUAACUUGUCAGAGGUACUUCAAGGAAAACUUGGCGUUUAUGAUGCAGACGGUGAUGGAGAUUUCGACGUGGAUGAUGCCAAGAUUUUGCUAGGACUGAAGGAAAGAUCUGUUUUACCACCCUCUGAAGACUCCAAGACUGACCAUGGAGAUCAUGAACACGAUGAUCCAGGUUAUAUAAGUGAUCAAGAUCUAGAAGAUGCUCUGAAAGAAGAUGAAUCUGAACAUACACAUGAUUAUAUAACUGAUCAAGAUCUAGCAGAUGCUCUCGAUGAAGAUGAAGCAGUGCAUGCACAUGACAUAGAUGACCAUGACCUUACAGAUGCAGCAGAGGACAUAGUCCACGAAGCAACACAAGCUCAGCAUGGUGAGCCAGAAGACUUUAACCUAGAAGACGCGUUUGAUGACCAAGUUGAAGAUGAAACUGCUGAAUAUGAUGCCAUUGAAGAUACCCCUGAAGACCUAAACUUGGAAGAUGCACUAGAUGCCACCAUUCAUGAAGCUCUGCAUUCUGAACAUGUUGAACUAGAUGAGCCAGAAGAAGUGGAAGAACUGGAGGUGAAAGAUAAAGAAGCUCCAGAUAGUGAAGAACCUGAACAAAUUAUUGAAGAGGCAAUAGUGGAAAGCAAACUGGAAACAUUAGCAGUAGAAGAACUCGAGGAGGAGUUGGAAGAAGAAGGUAAAGAGACUGAUGCUAUAACCGAACCAGAAGAUGAGCCAGCGUUGGAAACCGUGCAGGAAACCCCAGAUGUAGAUGAUGCUGAAGAAGUUGUUGAAGAGCUUACUUAUGAAGCAGUGGAAGAAGCUGAGGAGGAGGAGGAGGAGCUGCCAGCUGCAGAGGAAACGAUCGAUGAACAAGAAGGGGAUGAUGCUACUGAAGACCUCACAGAACCAGAGACCGAAGAAGCAGUUGAGGAAUCAGAAGUAGAAAAGGAUGACACUGAAGCUGAUGUACUAGCCAAUGAAGAAUAUGAAACCCAUGCAGAAGACGAAGAUACAAAUAAAUCAAUUGAAGAUGAAUAUGUACACACCGAUGAAGAACCCAAAGAAACCGAAUUGGUAGACGAAGAACCUGCUCCAGAACCUAUAGAAGAAAACAUUCUGAAUGAUAUUGAAGAAACUCUCUAUGAUAAUGUUCCUGAAAAUGAACAAGAUGAAGCAGUCAUCUCUGACAAUGAAGAACAGUUUGAAGAUGAACAGGUGACUCAAACUGAAGAGCAAAUAGAAUCUAAAACCAUAGAUAUAGACGAAAAACCUGCUGUAGAUAACAGACGGACUGAAGAUGCCAGAGAAGAAAACACACUGGCAAACCAGCAAGAGGAACAAGAAGGAGAACCAGCAGCAGGUGACAAGGAGACAGAAUCAAAGGAGAAAGCAAAGAAGAAGAAACUAAAGUUGUUAAACAAAUUUGAUAAGACAAUUAAAGUUGAGCUUAAUGCUGCGGAAAAACUGCGUAAAAAGGGAAAAGUGGAUGAGGCUUUAAGAGCAUUUGAAAGUUUGGUGAACAAAUAUCCACAGAGUCCAAAAGCAAGAUAUGGCAAAGCACAGUCUGAAGAUGACUUGGCUGAAAAGAGAAGAAGCAAUGAUAUUCUUCUGAAAGCCAUCAACACAUACGAAGAAGUCACAGGAUUACCCAAUGUGCCAGCAGAUCUAGUGAAGUUGGCUUUACAGAGACGAGCCAACCGACAGCAAUUUCUAGGUCGAAUGAGGGGGUCAUUGGUUACCCUUCAGAAAUUAGUGCAAUUGUACCCAGAUGACGUAUCUCUCAAGAAUGACCUUGGCGUUGGCUACCUUUUGCUUGGCGAUAACAACAAAGCAAAACAAGUUUAUGAAGAGGUUUUAGCAAUAGAUUCUAAUAAUGGCUUUGCUAAAGUACAUUAUGGAUUUAUUCUGAAAACUGAUAACAAGAUAGCAGAAAGUGUUCCCUAUUUAAAGGAUGGUCUGGAGUCUGAAGAGCCUGGUACAGAUGACGGACGCUUUUAUUUUCACUUGGGGGAUGCAUACCAAAGAAUUGGAAACAAAGAAGAGGCCUACAAAUGGUAUGAGGCUGGCCAUAAGAAAGGACACUUUGCUUCCCUGUGGCAGCGAUCUCUCUACAAUGUCAAUGGACUGAAAGCACAGCCGUGGUGGACUGCCAGGGAAACUGGAUACACUGAUUUAGUGAAGACGUUAGAAGCAAACUGGAAAGUCAUUCGUGAUGAAGGACUUGCUGUGAUGGAUCAAACCAAAGGUCUCUUUCUUCCAGAAGAUGAAAACCUAAGGGAAAAGGGAGACUGGAGUCAAUAUACUUUAUGGCAACGAGGUCAGAAAAAUGAAAAGUCCUGUAAAAAUUCCCCAAGAACGUGCAGUUUAUUAGAAAGGUUUCCAGAAUCGUCUGGGUGCCGAAGGGGACAGAUCAAAUAUUCAGUUAUGCACCCAGGAACUCAUGUCUGGCCUCAUACAGGUCCAACAAACUGUAGACUCCGGAUGCAUUUAGGAUUGGUAAUCCCAAAGGAAGGGUGUAAAAUACGAUGUGCCAAUGACACAAGGACCUGGGACGAAGGCAAAGUAUUGAUCUUCGAUGAUUCAUUUGAACACGAAGUGUGGCAGGAUGCCAGUUCUUACCGGUUAAUAUUUAUAGUGGAUGUUUGGCACCCAGAUCUUACACCACAUCAACGACAGACCCUUCCUGCUAUUUAGAUAGAAAAAAAGUUAUUUCACAAUAAUUAAGUAAAAAACCAUGAAGGAAUUCAGAUCUAUAACCACAGGCCAUUUUUUUCAUUAAACUUUCCAGUAAUUUUCUAUACUGUGGAAAAGGAUCUGGUACUCUGCUAUACUAUUCACUGUGAUUUUGACAUAGCUGCUGGUAUUUGGUACUGGUUAGUACCCUAGAUAAAGGCUCUGAUGUCUGUUUGUUUGUUUAUUUGGAGGUAAAUCAAAGCCCAUCCACUGUUUUUGGACUGCAUGUUCAAUAAUUCACUGCUGGUCAUAUUAUAGCUGAGAAUUAUGGGAAAUCUGUUACAACAGCUGCUCUGGGUCCAAGGUUUACCCUAUAAUGUAGAAAGUGCCAAGAUUCCAUUUGCUGAUAUAUUUUUGUAUGGACUGUUAUUUGAAGUCACUUAUAUUAAUAACAAAAACUAUAGAUAAAAUUAAGCAGCGUAAUAUUUUUUCAUACUUGUUAAAAAAUAUAUUUUGUAUGUAAGAAUAAAAUGCAACCACUAUAUUUCCCACGCAAAAAAAAAAAAACUGCACUGAUUAAAUAAUUUUAUUUAACUGUUUCGCUUUAUAAUUAUCAACGUUGCUUGAUUUAAUAUUUCAUUCCUCCAAAUUACGGUGACCACACUUACCUAGUGGCUAUGAAAAUGUGUUCGGAAGGUUUACAUUAAAAUCAGUUCUAACCUGUAUAGUGUUUACUUUCCCUAUCUCAGUGCCAUCCUACUAACUAAUCAGGAGGACAUAUAUCAUACAUAUGUGAAAAAUAUGUUUAACAACCUUUAUCAUACAUGUUGUGUUUUCCUCCAUUGUAUGUAUAGACUUUGUGAGUAGCUUUCUUAUUUUGUUUCUUACUACAAACUGUUUAUUUUGUGCUGUGUAUAUUAAAAAAAAAACACAACAGAUUUCUUUUUUUUUAGACCUGCCAUAUUAAUUAGCGUAAUUUUGUACUACUUAGCAAGACUUCGAUUUUUCACAAUUCUUUAUUAAUAAGACGUAUAGAAGGUUGUAGACACCACUCGAGUCACUCUAGAAAUACUGAAAUUUUAACCCCCAGCUUUACUGCUAAAUACCUCACCAUAUACAGAAUUCAAAGUAUGUUUCAAAUUUGAGGUCAAAAUUGUCAAACUAGAAAUAGUCUCCAAGUGAGCUAUGCUUUAUGGCUUUAAAUUUGAAAUUCUCUUUGAAUUCUUACUUUGGUAAAAUAACCCUUUAAGAGGAUCACUAUAGUGUCAGGAAAACAAACUCGAUUUCCUGACACUAUAGCAUCUUCAGGGCCCCCCUCCCUGUGCAGUGAAGGGGUUAAAACUCCUUCAGUUACUUACAUUAAUCCAGCGCUGGUGACCUCUCCUCCCCGUCGACAUCAGCUCCCGAGUGGAGCGGAAUGCACAUGCCUUCAAACAGUCCAUAGGAAAGCAUUUCUCAAUGCUUUCCUAUGGACGUUCUGUACGCUCGAUGUGGAUUUUGUCAGGAAGACAGCCACUAGAGGCUGGAUUAACCCUGCAAUGUAAACAUAGCAGUUUCUUUAAAACUGCUAUGUUUACAUCUAAAGGGUAAAACCUGGGGGACCUGGCACCCAGACCACUUCAUUGAGCUGAAGUGACUUGGGUGACUAUAGUGUCCCUUUAAUAGUUCUAGAAUGGCUGGUGUUUGUGGAAUAAUGGAAGUAGUGGGUGCAGUAUUUUCUGUUUCAUGUUACAUUUUUUUAUGUGGAAUGUAAUAUUUCGUAUGACAUUUUUAGGGUGGGUUUACAUGUAUAAAACCUAGUGCCAGCAACUUUCAUACUGUGUUUAGUCCUCUUCUAUUAAACAGUAAUUUGCACAAUUCUGUGGUAUGAUGUGAAUAUGCCUUUAACACAGAGUGCCAUUUGAGUAUUAUAUAUUACAUUUAUUUUUGCCUAACAAACCAGUCAUAAGGUAUGUGGGCAUGAUUGCAGGUACAUAAAAUCCUGUUUUAUUUUAUAGUUUAAAAGAUUAUAAGUCCCAGUGAUUCUUACA